AGGUCGUUUACGGAAGCCGAGCUGAGCCAGCACAGACGGUUUCCACCCGCUAAAAGCGAAAUUCCAGAGGCAGGAGCAGCGAGCGGCCAUUCCUGUUUGAGCGAGGAGGUGCCGGGGAGGAAUCACUCCGAAAGGAAAACAACACGACACCAAAUAUUUUGUGCUCGGCAGCCGCCAUGAGUUUGGAGAAAGCCCAGCUGUGCGACUCGCUGCUGAUAUGGCUGCAGACGUUCCAGGUUCCCUCCUGUUCCUCCAAACAGGAACUGACGAGCGGCGUGGCGGUGGCACAUGUGCUGCACAGGAUAGACCCUGGCUGGUUCAACGAGGCGUGGCUCGGACGAAUCAAAGAAGAGAGCGCAGAGAACUGGAGGCUGAAGGUGAACAACUUGAAGAAGAUCCUGCAGAGCAUGCUGGAGUACUUCCAUGAUGUUUUGGGCCACCCCGUUUCAGACCGUCACCUGCCCGACGUGAACCGGAUCGGGGAGCUCAAUGACGAGACUGAACUGGGCAAACUGGUCCAACUGGUGCUGGGCUGUGCGGUCAGCUGUGAGAAGAAGCAAGCUCACAUCCAGCAGAUCAUAACCCUGGAGGAGUCCGUGCAGCAUGUGGUCAUGACGGCCAUCCAGGAGUUGAUGACGAAGGACUCCGCAGAUCCAGGGACCCCAGAAACAUACGGAGACUUCGACAAUCAGGCCCAGAAGUAUUAUUUCUUGAGUGAGGCUGUGCAUGAGAAGGAGGAUUUGACCCUACGAUGCAGGGAGCUGGAACAGCAGGUAUCCUCUAUCCAGGAUGAGAGGAACGCUCUGCUGUCUGAGACCCGCAGCCUGAGAGAGCAGCUGAACCAGCGAGACCCGCCCACUAACAUCAUGGGCAAGAAGCUGCUGCUGCUGCACAGCCAGCUGGAGCAGCUGCAGGACGAGAACUUCAGGCUGGAGAGCUCCAAGGACGACCUGCGACUGCGCGCCGAGACGCUGGAGAGGGAGGUGUCCGAGCUGCAGCGUCGAAACGAGGACCUGAGCAGCCUGGCGGAGGAGGCCCAGUCCCUCAAAGACGAGAUGGACGUCCUGCGGCACUCGUCAGACAGGGUGAGCCGGCUGGAGGCUCUGGUGGAGACGUACAAGAGGAAGCUGGAGGACCUGGGAGACCUGCGCAGGCAGGUGAAGCUGCUGGAGGAGAGGAACGGCGUGUACAUGCAACGCACCUGCGAGCUGGAGGAGGAGCUGAGGAGAGCCAACGCCGCACGCAGCCAGCUGGACAGCUACAAGAGACAGGUCCACGAGCUGCACAGCAAGCACUCCUCGGAGGCGAUGAAGGCGGAGAAGUGGCAGUUUGAGUUCCAGAACGUCCACGUGAAGUACGAAGCCCUCCUGAAAGAGAAGGAGAGGCUGAUCGCUGAGAGGGACACCUUACGAGAGACCAACGAAGAGCUCAGGUGUGUGCAGGUGGAGCAGACGUUCCUCAGAGAAGCAGAUUCCCUUGGUGAGGAAGACGCCAGUUCAGUGGGUAACCUGGCAGCGGAGAUUAUGCCAGCGGAAUUCAAAGACUCGAUGGCGCGGCUGCAGUCUGAGAACAGGAUGCUGUGUGAGCAGGAGGAGAGCGGCCGGCAGAGACUGGCGGAGGUGCAGGGCCAGCUGGAGGAGUCCCGUCGGAGCCAGAACCGCCUGGAGACUCAGAACCGGCUGGACCAGCAGCACGUCACUGAAUUGAAGGCGCAGGUGCAGGAGCUGCAGAGAACUCUACAAGAGCAAGACACCAAGACUGAGGACUCAUCCUUGUUGAAGAGAAAACUAGACGAGCAUCUAGAGAAGCUCCACGAGGCGCACUCGGACCUGCAGAAGAAGAAGGAGUUUAUCGAUGACCUGGAGCCCAGAAUCGACGACGACGCCGCGAGGAAGAUUGACGAGCUUGAGGAGAGCCUGAAGAAGAAAGACGAGGACAUGAAGGCGAUGGAGGAGCGCUACAGGAAAUACGUGGAGAAGGCCCGGACGGUUAUUAAGACACUGGACCCGAAGCAGCAGCCUGAUACGGUGGCUCCCGAGGUCCGGUCUCUGAAGAACCAGCUGCAGGAGAGAGAGAGCAGGAUCCAGCACCUCCAGCAUGACUUUGAGAAGUCCAAGUCCAGACAUGACCAGGAGGAGAAGCUGAUCAUCAGUGCCUGGUACAACAUGGGAAUGGCCCUUCAUCAGAAGCUGGCGAAGGAGAGGACUGGGGCUCCGGCACUCGCACAAUCCUUCCUGGCACAGCAGAGACAGACGACCAGCGCGCGCAGAGGACUGAAGAGCAGGCUGCAGCAGGGCCUGCCUCGAUGAGGGAGGAGCCAGGGGGUCGGGGGAGGAGUCGGGGGAGGAGCUAGUGAGCCAGGGAGGAGGGCAGGGGAGGAGCCAGGGGAGGAGCCAAUGGAGGAGCCAGGGAGUCAGGGGAGGAGCCAAGGGAGGAGCCAGGGAGUCAGGGGAGGAGCCAGGGAGCUGACUUUUCUGCAGGUGAUCAGGACAGGGAGCAAAUGAACACGCUGCCGCCCUGCUGGUGACACCUGGGUAACGCAGUCUAGUUUCAGUUCAGAAUUAAGAGUCAGGGAUUAUCUAAUGGUAUGUAAUGAUCCACCCACUUUGAAAACAGGUUUCUAAUGCAGAGUCUGGUGCUUUUCACUUUUGAAUUAUUUAGUUGAAAUGCUGAAACACACCAGCCAGGAACUUUACAUUUUCUGGGAGUUUUUUCCUGAUUUUUUUAAUUAGAUUUUUAUUAUUUUAUUGGUAUGCUUUUAAUGUAUUGUUUUAAUUUCACUACUCUACUGUAUCCCCCUUUUCCAAACCAAUACCAAACCAAAGUGUUCGGUUUAAAAAAAAAACAAAAAAAAAAAAACUUGCUCCUGAAACGAAAAUCAAGAUUUUUAUAACAUCUAAAUAAACAUAUAUAUACAUAUAUAUAAUUUCAAGCCCGUAGACAAAGUUUUCAAUACUUUUUUUUUUCCUGGUAUAGUCUGGGGAUGUUUUUGUUAAAUAUUCUAAUUUGUUUCAACUUCAGUACUAAACCUGUCUUGUGUGUGAAAAAGUCUUCCCAGAUUAGAUAGGUAACGAAUCACCCAACGCGAUCGUGUUGCUGUAUAGAUGGAAGGCUGGGUUCAAUCAAAUUGAUUUCAUCUAUGGGAUUGCCAUGGGAUUGUCUGUAUCCUCUCUCUCUCUCUUUAUAUAUAAUGAGAGCGAAAGGGUACAGUUGUAACGUUUAUUUUAAAAACAGUCAUUUAACUACCACAGAAGCCCGUGUGUUUUCAACGGGCUGGUUUUUAAUGUGCGGUCGGCAGAUGAGAAGACAGGGUUUCUGUGCAUGUCGAUGGAGGAGUCGUGUUGGAAAUGCCCCAGCCGUUCUCUUAGCUUGCCUGCCUUCCUGUGUGUUUGUAAAAUUAUAAUUGCACAGCACAGCCACUGAGAGCACCUCACUAGAAUAGUAUUACUGGCCUUUCCUGUCGCACUACGUUUAGGUUUACCACGUUUAUUAUUAUUAUUAUUAUUAUUAUUAUUAUUAUUAUUAUUAUUAUUAUUAUUGGUAAUAGUAGUAGUAUUUAAUUUUUUGUUUAAUAUUGAAAUCAAAUGCAACCCUCAGGAAACGAACAGAAAAAGCAAGCGUUUGUUUGUUCAGAAGUCGCAAACGUAUUUUGUUCACUAAAAACUGCACGAUUGAUUUAACCCCUUCAGCUGCACACGGAAUCGAGCGCCUGCUGUUGUUGUUCAAAACGGUUUGACCUUCAAACACGUUUUGAGAGCGACUCGAGCAUCACGAGGAGGAAACCGGCAAUUCGGACGACCGGAUCCACCCAGUCUGUCUGUCGGUGUAUUUGAAACCCGUGUCUCAUUGCAAAAAAAAAUGAGAAAGAUGGCAUCGAUUUUAUUUGUGUGGCUGGAAGGGUCAAAGGGCAGAUCCUGCUGUCCGCUUCCGAGCACACGGUGGAGAUGUGUGAGUUUCGUAUGAUUUCUAAGGGAUUGGUUUGUGUUUUGUUUUAAAUCUCAUUUCUGUUGUGAUCACUGGAACUUUUUAAAUGGUCUUGGGGAGGGAUUGGGGAGCUGCUGUUUUUAGUUUUAUACCAGGUACUGUAAAUGAAAGCUGAGCAAUCUAUUGUGUCUUUGCACUGCAAUGAAAUAAAACUGGAAAUUAGUAAACCAAA
This is a messenger RNA of Acipenser ruthenus (sterlet), 4156 nucleotides long. Its product is annotated as protein Hook homolog 2-like. The record is from RefSeq and is a predicted model, not a curated record. The transcript has 22 exons. Lineage: Eukaryota; Metazoa; Chordata; Actinopteri; Acipenseriformes; Acipenseridae. Gene Ontology annotation, molecular function: microtubule binding; dynein light intermediate chain binding. Gene Ontology annotation, biological process: cytoplasmic microtubule organization; cytoskeleton-dependent intracellular transport. Bases 177 to 2309 code for a protein of 710 amino acids. Gene Ontology annotation, cellular component: cytoplasm; centrosome.